This is a messenger RNA of Alosa sapidissima (American shad), 3568 nucleotides long. It is a transcript of the gene scamp1, whose product is annotated as secretory carrier membrane protein 1. Gene Ontology annotation, cellular component: trans-Golgi network membrane; recycling endosome membrane. Gene Ontology annotation, biological process: protein transport. The transcript is spliced from 12 exons. The coding region runs from base 773 to 1597 and encodes 274 amino acids. NCBI's taxonomy places the organism in Eukaryota, Metazoa, Chordata, Actinopteri, Clupeiformes, Clupeidae. The record is from RefSeq and is a predicted model, not a curated record.
AAUAGCUUAUAAUGAUGAAGUUGCUGCGAAGCUUGCAAAUGAUUCGAUGAGGUAUAAUGAUCGAAGGCACACAUCACUUCCUAUCCUGCCAUUUUGCUGCUGAAGCUGAAAGAAACCUGAAGCCUGAACAAUUAAGGGGUAACGUUACGGUUAACGUUUAGGCUGUGUAUUGUCAGCCGAAAGCUCGGUCAACAUUUUAGGAAGAGGUUUUAGCUUAUGCGAGAAUGUCGGAUUUUGACAGCAACCCAUUUGCGGAUCCUGAUUUCAGCAAUCCCUUUCAGUGACAUUAAUACUUACCUGGAAGAAGGAAAUGUGAGUGGUUGGCUGCUUGGUGAUUCUGGAUAUCCAUUAAAACCCUUUCUAAUGACUCCAGUGGGAGAUGAACAAACACCAGCAGACAUGCGAUACAAUCAAGCACACAAAAAGUGUAGGGCAAGACAGGAGCGUCUGUUUGGAGUCUGGAAGAGCAGAUGGAGAUGCCAUGACACCAGUGGAGGUUACCUUCAGUAUUCUCCGGAAAAAGUGGUGUUAUUCAUAAAAGCUACUGCAGUUCUACAUAACGUGCAGAUUUGCAAACCUCCCUGACCCAGAGAUAGAACCUGCAGAAAAUGAACAACCUGAAGAGGCGCGGGAGGAUCCCUCAGUGACACAAGUAACACAAAACGCUCCCCCUAGGUUGGAGGAAUAUAACCCCUUCACAGAUACAAAGCCGGGUCCACCUGGCUCCAUCCCCAAAGCAGUGCCUCCCUCCACGAACACACAGCCAGCCAUUAUGAAACCUACAGAGGAGCCACCUGCCUACUCUCAGCCACAGCAGACACAGGACCAGGCACGAGCUCAGGCUGAACUACUCAGGAGACAGGAGGAGCUGGAAAGAAAGGCUGCAGAGUUGGAUCGCCGGGAGAGAGAGAUGCAGUCUCUUAGUGCCUCAGGAGGAAGGAAAAACAACUGGCCGCCCCUCCCUGAGAAGUUUCCAGUGGGUCCCUGCUUCUAUCAUGAUAUUUCUGUGGACAUUCCUGUGGAGUUCCAGAAGACUGUCAAGAUCAUGUACUACUUAUGGAUGUUUCACACAGCAACUCUGUUCGCGAACAUCUUUGGCUGCUUGGCUUGGUUUUGUGUGGACGCAACGCGAGGAGUAGACUUCGGCCUUUCCAUGCUGUGGUUUAUGCUCUUCACACCGUGCUCCUUUGUCUGUUGGUAUAGACCCCUUUAUGGAGCUUUCAGGAGUGACAGCUCGUUCCGUUUCUUUGUCUUCUUCUUUGUGUACAUCUGCCAGUUUGGUGUUCAUGUGCUUCAAGCCAUUGGUAUAGCAGGUUGGGGAGCAAGUGGUUGGAUCUCAGCCCUCACUGGUCUAAACACAAGCAUUCCUGUGGGCAUUAUCAUGAUCCUUAUUGCUGCUCUCUUCACUGCCUCUGCAGUCAUCUCUCUUAUCAUGUUCAAAAAGGUACAUGGCCUGUACCGGACAACUGGGGCCAGCUUUGAAAAGGCUCAACAAGAGUUUGCUACAGGUGUCAUGGCCAACAAGACUGUCCAGACAGCAGCUGCGAAUGCUGCAUCUAGCGCUGCAUCUAGUGCUACACGUGGAGCAUACAACUGAUUGGCUCACUGAAGAGUGUUCCUGUUUUCUCUGUCCAUGCUCUAUAUGAUCUGAUCCUCUGUACCACCUAAUUGUACUCACAAGCCCUGGCCAGCUUCCUCAAGCCACUCUUAUUCAUGAAGUGAAUGACUAAGCAGCCUUCUGAUUGGCUCAGUGCACUCCAGUGACUUUACAUGUCUACACGCCCCCCCCUCCCCAGGCCCUUUGUCUUUCAACAUACGUGGGUGUGUGAAGGGGUUGUGCAUGGUGCUAUAAAGAGAAAAUGAGCAGAACUUUUUCUUUCUUGACUGAAUACCAGUUUCAUUUUUCUGACCUUCCUCCACAAACAAUGCCUCUCAACAGCAUGCAGGAAGUUUCGUCCAUUUUCAAGCCUUUUUAAGGUUUGACCACAUUUAGCAACCCCCCUCCACCCUCCACAUACGUAUACUCUUAAACACGUCUUACUUUUUUCCAUUGGUUCCUAUAGCAGUCAGGUGUUUGGCAAGAUACAAAGAGAAUGUACUUAAACCCUCAAUCCUAAAAAGAAAUAUCCAAUACCCAAAAAUACCCAAAUUGAGCCUCUUUUGUUAUACCCUCUCUUAGCCUACUUUCCCAAAGCCAGGCCCUAUAGUUGUCUAAACAGAAAUGUAUAUGCCCAUCACCAAGAUUUGCCCUGAUGCCUAACAGAGGUGGUGGUAAGCUUCCACCUUGUCUGCUUGUACUUUGCUUCCUUGAAUGAGAUCAGAUGGGAUAGAUGGGAGAGCGACUGGAAAGGGAAGAGAAAUUACCCCUAAAAUCAUUCCCAUUCAGGAUGCACUCUACACAUGCAUGACAGAACAUGAUGAAUUUAGACCUACUUUCUUAAAAAUAAGGACCUUUAUAUUGAAGAUUUAAAUUUAAAGUGCUUUGACUCUUGUUUGAUGUCAUUUUGUCUUUCUUCUAUAAAAGCUUAAAUAACAGGAUGUAGGUCAUUUAAAUGCUUUUCUUUCAUAUGGAAAGCCUCAGUUGUUUAUUGAUGAACAAAUUCUGGUGGCAUAUACUGUACAUGUAUGUGUGAUUGUUUGUGAUGUAUGACUAUGUUUGGCUGAUGCGCAUCGAUGGCAGGAAAGUAAUUAAGCAUCUGGGUACUCUCAUGUUUAGGCAUUCAAGACCUCCUGUCAGUUAUUUUUCACUCUGCUAGGGCUGCCGCUGUGGAAGGCUUCUCUCUGAAAUCUAAAUUGUAACUUUUUUAAUCAAUAUAUUAUAACUGACCUGUGAGAUGGUCUCAGCCACUUCCAUCUCAUGAGAUGAGUUGUGAAAAAUGAAAGCUACAGCUAAUAAAUUAAGAACCGCGUGUUUAUGAGUGCAUGUGUGAGUGGUGGUCCUUUCUGUUAGGAAUUUUAUUAAUUAUCAAUGGAGUGUGAUUCCCUCAGCUAAGCACUGUUGAUGAAAGACAGACAUAUUUCACCUGUUGGCAUACAGAUUUAUGUUUUAUCUCUCUGUCUCUCUCAGACUAGUUCAAACUUCUUUAUAGUUUGUGUGUGUGCUUGUGUGUUGAACUACAGUGACUUGUUAUUUUAUAAAUAAAUUUCCACCAGUUGCACCUGUAUGUUUCUACUGUUAUUUCUCAAUUUUUUUUGUUUGUGGGUUGUAAAUGCUUUCGAAGAAACAUUUGGAGAAUUCCAGACAGCAGGCUGAUAUUAUGAUGUUAACCAUGUUGCAAUGAGUUGUGGCAUUGAGUUGUGCAUUUCAAUAAUCAAUGGUGAAAGUAUGUAGUUGAAACACUGAGAAGACACUGAAAAAAAUCAAUUGGUCCCUGGACUGUGGAGUCUGAAGUUAUUUAAAAAAAAAUUAAGGGAUGUUUGUAUAUUUUGUAAAAUGGUCGAUUGAUCACCUAUUGUCAUGAACUAAGCUGUAUUAUAUAAAUGCACUCUUGUCUCAUUCAGUUGCAUGUUGAGUAGUUUGAGUUUUGUAUAUUUAUUGUAUUAACACAAAAUAAAACUUAAAAGUACA